This is a messenger RNA of Cuscuta epithymum, 2463 nucleotides long. NCBI's taxonomy places the organism in Eukaryota, Viridiplantae, Streptophyta, Magnoliopsida, Solanales, Convolvulaceae. The record is from the annotation of a GenBank genome assembly.
CGAAUAUAGAGAACUUGCCCCUGUAAUAAGUCUAUAUACUGUGUACCAUGGGCACAUGGCACUUGCAGCCAUAGCCAACCGUGCUGCUCAUCACUACCCUACGACGUCGUUUAUCGCCCGUCUUCCUCUUAGCCUGAUCUUCAUUCGGUUAAAGACAACUGUUGUGAUCAACAAACACACUCCCAGCACCAGCUUCAAGCGAAUGGCUUCAACUAGCCCAAUCUAUGGCUCAUCUCCGACCGUUCAGAAGACAGAUUCUCCGUAUGGCUCGUGGAAGUCCCCCAUUACCGCCGACGUUGUCUCCGGCUCCACCAAGAAGCUCGGAGGCUUCGCCGUCGACUCACUCUGCCGCCUCAUAUGGCUCGAAUCUCGACCUACUGGGUCUGGACGAGCGGUUCUUGUAAAGGGACCGGAGAGACCAGGGGAUUCUCCGACGGAUAUAACUCCUAAAGACUAUGCAGUGAGGACGGUAGCUCAAGAAUAUGGUGGUGGCGACUUUAGCAUUUUUGGGGACACUGUGAUUUUCUCCAAUUACAAGGAUCAGAGGCUUUACAAGCAGUCCAUUUCUUCUCAUGAUUCUGCACCUACACCAAUCACCCCAGACUACGGUGGGCCACAGGUGUGCUAUGCUGACGGAGUCUUUGACUUGCGCUUUAAUCGUUUUGUGACAGUAAGAGAAGAUUCACGCAAAAGCAGUACGAAUUCACUGACAACAAUUGUAUCGGUUGAUCUAAGCAGUGACACUAUUCAAGAACCAAAAGAGUUAGUUGGUGGGAAUGACUUUUACGCUUUUCCCCGCGUCGACCCCGGAGGAGGACGUAUAGCAUGGAUUGAAUGGGGUCAUCCAAAUAUGCCAUGGGAUAGAUCACAGCUUUGGGUUGGCUAUAUAUCAGAUAAUGGAGAUGUUGGUAAACGUAUUUGUGUAGCUGGAGGUGAUGUCAAUAUCAUUGAGUCUCCAACUGAACCCAAGUGGUCUUCCCAAGGAGAGCUGUACUUUGUAACCGACAGGAAUAAUGGGUUUUGGAAUCUCUACAAAUGGGUAGAAUCCACUAAUGAAGUGCUACCGAUGUACACAAUAGAUGCAGAGUUUACAAGGCCUUUAUGGAACUUUGGGGUACAAUCUUACGAAGUUCUUCAGAAUCAUGACCAGAAAGCUAUUAUAGCAUGUAGUUACAGACAGAAUGGCAGGUCACACCUUGGAAUUGUUGAUGCUAUUCAGGGAAAAUUGACACUUCUUGGAAUUCCUUUCACAGAUAUUAACAAUGUUACUUCUGGGGGUAAUUGCCUAUAUGUUGAGGGAGCCUCUUCAGUCCUUCCUUUAUCAAUAGCUAAGGUAACUUUGGACAGUCAAAUGGAAAAAGUAACUGACUUCAAAAUCAUGUGGUCGUCUUCAUCAAUGAGUUUGCUUUAUGAAUCAUACAUCAGCAUGCCUGAACAAUUAGAGUUUCCAACUGGUGUUCCUGGACAAAAUGCGUAUGCAUACUUUUAUCCGCCGACAAACCCAGAUUAUCAAGCUGGGCAGGAUGAAAAACCUCCACUACUGCUGAAAAGCCAUGGAGGUCCUACAGAUGAGACAAGAGGAAGUUUGAAUCUGAGUAUCCAAUAUUGGACCAGUCGUGGCUGGGCAGUUGUGGAUGUGAAUUAUGGUGGAAGCACGGGUUAUGGUAGAGAGUACCGAGAGAGGCUUUUGAGGAAUUGGGGAGUUGUUGACGUUAAUGAUUGUUGCAGUUGUGCCAAGUUUUUGGUUGAUAGUGGAAGGGUUGAUGGCAAACGGUUAUGUAUCACAGGAAGUUCUGCAGGAGGUUAUACCACAUUAGCAUCACUUGCAUUCAGAGAUGUAUUCAAAGCCGGUUGUUCUUUAUAUGGCAUAGGUGACCUGAAAUUGCUGAUAGCUGAAAUGCCCAAGUUUGAAUCUCACUACAUCCACAAUCUUGUUGGAGAUGAAAAAGCAUUCUUUGACAGAUCUCCUAUCAAUUUUGUGGACAAGUUUUCAUGCCCCAUGAUUUUAUUUCAAGGAUUGGAUGACAAGGUUGUACCACCAGAUCAAGCGCGGAAAAUAUACGAGGCAGUGAAGGCAAAAGGGUUACCUGUUGCUCUUGUAGAGUAUGAAGGAGAACAACAUGGCUUCCGCAAGGCUGAAAAUAUCAAGUUCACUCUUGAACAGCAAAUGCUCUUCUUUGCACGUCUUGUCGGACACUUUCAACUUGCUGAUCCAAUCACAUCCAUAAAGAUUGAUAAUUUCGACUGAGUAUUGUGUUACUACUUGCUCAAUCAAUAUAAAAGUAUAAUAUUAAUAGCAAUAUUUACUAUUUCAUGCUCUUGAAAAAUUGUAAUCCAGAUUUUGACUAUUAAAGACUCUUGAGUUGCUGAUUUAACUAUUUCCAUUUAACUGAUUUAACCCACUUACCCACCUUUUCCAUGUUGCUAAGGACUUAUUGGUUUAAUCAUUAAUCGAGCUUGUUU